Molecule: messenger RNA, 3904 nt
Organism: Mesocricetus auratus (golden hamster)
Lineage: Eukaryota; Metazoa; Chordata; Mammalia; Rodentia; Cricetidae
Product: toll-like receptor 12
Exons: 1
Coding region: 916-3639 (907 amino acids)
Biological process (GO): immune response; toll-like receptor signaling pathway; inflammatory response
Cellular component (GO): membrane
Molecular function (GO): transmembrane signaling receptor activity; protein binding
Source: RefSeq, a predicted model, not a curated record
CAGCAGAGGUGGAGCCCUCCACACUCCCAGUCCUCUCAGGGUCUAACGACUUUGGGGAUUUUUUUCCUUGCAGAGCCUACAAGAUGUCCUUGACAGCACCAUGUUGAUGUAUAUUAUUUCGCUUAUAGAACAUUCCUUUUGUGUUUAUCUAAGAACUCCAGGACAUUAGUAAAGAAAGGAAGCCAUAAUUAAAGUGAUGGGGAGAAAAGCUCAUGCUGAUCUGAACCUACAUUUGCAGCAAUCCUACAAAGUGGGGCUUAGUACACUUACUGGACAUGGACAAGAACAGGCCUAGAAGAGGUGCGAUGCCUUGCUCAGGACAGCAUCAUGAAAGCCUCACUGGGUCCAGAUCUUGAACUUACAAACUCUACUUACAGGAGGAUGCGAAUGUCGCUAAGUUGGUAGAGUUCUUGUCUAGCAUGCGCCACCGAAGCCUGGGUUCUAACCCCAGCACUGCAUAAACUGGGUAUAGUGGUGCACACCUGUAAUCCCAGCAUGGGGUGGUGGGGACAAGAGGAUCAGAAGUUUAAAGGAUUCUCUACACACUGAGUUCCUGGACAACAUGGACUAUGUGAGACCAUAAAAGUGAAAACAACAAGAAGAAAAGAAACUCCAUUUGUUUCCUCCUAACAGAGAAGUGAGACCAGGUCCCAAAUCAACCCCCACCCCCGGGGCUUCCUUUCCCUGUCCCUUGGAGCCUCAGUACUGUGUCUCUGAGUCUGUUUCCUCAUUUCUUCCCAGCUUCCCACUCACUGCCACCAGAAGGCCCUGAGGCUCUUUGUCUAUGCUCUCUCAGACCUUGCAGCUUCUCCAAAGUGGAUGACUAUCCUGCCCUUGCUGUGAGUAUUGGCAGCACGCACGUGUGCCUGGGUGGAAGUCUGAGUUCCUCCCUGCUCUGAUUCUGCUGGUGUUGAGAUGGGCUGGCACGUGCUACUGCCUGGCCUGCUCCUUUCCCUGCCUCUGGUAACAGGGUGGACCACUUCCAAGUGCCUACUGACUGAAGACUCCCCGCUGCCCCUGGUCUCUCGCUACUUCUCACUGUGCUCAGUGUCCGUGACCCAGCUGUCCUUCCUUGCCGCAUGCAUCUCAGUGACCAACCUGACACAGACCUUGGCAGCUGUGCCUCAGACUGUGGAGGGGCUCUGCCUCAGUGGUUCUAUGUCUUCUCUGCCUCCGGAUGCUUUCUCUGCUUUUCCCAGACUCAAGAUGCUGGGACUGAAUCUGCAUCUCACCCGACUCUUGCCAGGAGCUCUCCGCGGCUUGGGACAGUUGCAGAAACUCUCUUUUCUAGACCACCCUUUUGGGAAGAAAUCCCUCUUUAUACCUCCUGAUGCCUUUGGUGACCUGGUUUCCCUCCAGAGACUCCAUAUCUCGGGCCCCUGCUUGGACAAGAAGGCAGGUAUUCAGCUGCCUCGCAGUCUGCAACGGCUGGCUGUCAUGUUCAAUUGCCUUCAGGACGUCGGAGAGCUGGCUGGCAUGUUUCCAGAUCUGGUGCAAGGCUCCUCUCGCAGGGAUCCAUGGACCCUGCGUAUGUUGGAUCUGUCAUUCAACCGGGAGCUGAAGAUGGCUAGUCCUGGGUCCCUCCAGGGUCUCCAGCUGGAGACUCUGAACCUGGACCAAACACUUCUGGAGGCAUCGAGAGUGAGAGCACUGGGACUUCAGAAACUGGAUGUCCUGUCUGCGAAGUUGACUGCCACGGCCCAACUGCCUGCCGAGGCUGUUGCCCACUUGGAGCUGCAGGAGCUGAAUGUGGGUUAUAACAAGAUAGGAUCCAUAUCUCAGGAGGCCCUGGCUUCCUGUCACAGCCUGAAGACCUUGGGUCUUGAAAGCACGGGCCUGACUAAGUUGCCGCCAGGGUUCUUGGCAGCCAUGCCCAGGCUUCAGAGACUGAAUCUGGCUGGAAAUCAACUGCAGAGCGACACGCUGUGCUUGAAUGAGACCGGAGACGUGUCAGGACUGAUGACUCUGAACCUGGCAGACAAUGGGCUGCGCACCCUGCCUCCAGCCACCUUCUCCUGUCUACCCCACUUGCGGGAGCUGCUGCUUCAGGACAACCAGCUGCUCUCCCUGGAGAGGCAGCUAUUGCAGGGUCUACAGCAACUAGAGACCUUGAAUUUGGAUAAAAAUCCCCUGCUUAACCUGGGUAAGAACUGGUUGGCUGCCCUGCCUGCACUGACUGCCCUUAGCCUGCUAGACACUCACUUGUCACUAAUCCCAGACCCUGGCUUCUGGGGAGCAAAGAGCCUGCGCACCUUGAGACUGAAGCUUCCCUCUGUCCCUGCCCCGACAGUAUUGUCCCUGCCGAUGUAUCUGACCAGCUUAGAGCUUCAUGAAGCCUCAGGCAGGAAGCCCUGGGGGUUGUCCCCGAAUGUCUUUCCUUUCUUGGAGACCUUGACUAUAAAAGGCAAGGGCCUGAAGCUGGAGGGCCAGAAUGCCUCUGAGGUCUUCCCUGCUCUUCAGCAACUUUCCCUGCUCCAGAAUAGCUUGGAGGCCUUCUGCUCCAGGGACAACUCCAACACUUUCCCCUGGCAACUCCCUAAACUUCAGACCUUGAAGAUCUGGGGUGCUGGAAGCAAUUUCAGACCCUGUCUUAUCACUGGGCUGCCCAGCCUACAGGAGCUCAAGCUGGAGGCCCUUCAGUCCACAAUCCAGCCCCGUUCAGUGCAGCUGGAGGAGCUAGUGGGCGAGCUUCCGCAGCUCCAGGCACUACAGCUGUCCGACACAGGGCUCAAGUCACUGUCGGCGACCGCUUUCCAACGCCUGAGCAGUCUCCGGGUCUUAGUGGUAGACAGUGAGGAAGACUUGGUCCUGCAUGACAGUCUGGGGGAGUACAGCCCUCAGAUGCCCCAGUAUAUAUACAUUCUGCAGUCAAACUUGGCUUGCCAGUGUGCCAAUGCAUGGAUGGAGCCGUGGGUUAAGCAGUCCACUAAAACGUACAUAUACAUACACAGCAGUAAGUUAUGUCCAGCAGAAGAGGGGGUCCCUGCCAAGCAUUCACUCUUCUCCUUUCUAUGGGACCACUGCCCCCAGUCUUUGGAGCUAAAACUCUUUUUAGCCAGCUCUUCUUUGGUGUUUCUGCUGAUUGCUUUGCCACUCCUCCAAGAAGCCGGGAACUUACGGAUCCCCUUCCUCCAGGCCUUGUUCAGGGUUUGGCUCCAGGGCCGUAGGGGUCAGCGGGAUGAAGGAAAGAGGUUCCUUUUUGAUGUAUUUGUGUCCCACUGCAGGCAAGACCAGGGCUGGGUAAUAGAGGAACUUCUGCCCGCUCUGGAGGGCCCUGGUCUACGCCUCUGUCUCCCUGACCGAGACUUUGAGCCUGGUAAGGAUGUAGUUGAAAAUGUGGCGGACAGCAUGGUGAGUAGCCGUGUCAUACUCUGUGUGCUGAGUGGCCAGGCCCUGUGUAACCCUCGCUGCCGCCUGGAGCUCCGUUUGGCCACCUCUCUAUUCCUGGCUGCCCCCUUCCCUCCAGUGUUGCUGCUAGCCUUCCUGGAACCCAUUUCCCGACACCAGCUCCCCGGCUACCACAGACUGGCUAGGUUGCUUCGACGAGGAGAUUACUGUUUGUGGCCCGAGGAAGAUGAAAGAAAGGCUGGCUUCUGGGCUUGGCUGAGGAGCAGGCUAGGGCAGCCGGGGGUGGAGUAGGGCGGCACUUGUGAAUUUUAGGGUGGGGGUAGGAGAAGCAAGCUAGACUGGCAGGGACUCAGUGUGUUUGCGGGGAGGGGGCAGGUUGGGACUGACAGCAUGAAGUCAGCUUUUGCAGAUGCAGGAAUCCAUGUGCUGGCAACACAGGUUGGGACAGGCGGAGGGCUGGGGGUUGAAUGAGGAAAGCUGAGAGAUGUCAGGUGCCCAGGGGGUAUGUGACAUUCCCAUGAUCUCUCUAAGACCUCAGUAAAUUGGUUAAAUCUGA